AUGUCGUCAGUGAGGUUUGGGCGACAACAACCGCUUCCAAAGGGAAAAAAGACAAUACGACCUAAAAAGACAGCGCCUCCAAAGAAAGAAUGGGUGAGCACAGUAAACGACCUGUCUGUCCACAAACUAACGCCUGCAGAAGUGAACUAUAGACAUGAGAGGAUGAAGUCACACAAUACGGUUUCUGCUCAGUGGGAGCUCAGGGAGAAGGCUUUGAAGCGGCGGCUGAGACAUGGCAGCCCGUCACCAUUGGAUUCCACUAGUCUCAGCAUCAUCAGAGAGGUUCUCUCUGAUCAGAUGCUGCUGCAGGAUGUCCUCGCUCGAUCUGACAGAGCCAUGUCUGUUGUCAAGGACAUUUUUGGAGAUUCUCCCCGCAGACAGACUGGUCAUCCUAGUGUAACUAUGGCACCAAGCUGCAACUCGGACUCCCUGCUUCCUGUUUUUCAACGACCAGAUGCCCCCACUGAGCUUUCACAGCUUAGUCAGUCUAUGAUGGACCCACAGGCUCUAAAUGAGAUUAAGGAUUCUUCGGAGGAGGAUUGUGAUCCAAUUAAUUGCAGCAAUGAUGUCAUACAAAGAGCUAAUAUUCGGAAAAUCAAGUCAAGAACAACAGGCAAAGUGGUGAGGAAGCAGACGGGCAACAGUAUUCUAGUAACUCCAAAAGGAAAAGCUCCAGACAAAGAAGCUCUCAACGCCACUGUGGCAGUCCAGCGGAUCAGACGUUCACAGAGUCGAGAUUUGGAAUGCAAUGAUGGGGAAAUGAUAUCUCAAGUACUCAACCCGGGGCAUCCUUUGGGCAGCACUUUUACUUCAGUGAGAAAAACAAAGAAAUGUGCAGAUCGAAGCUCUGAGCUUGAUGGGUCUUCUUUUGCGUCUCUCAAUGGAGACCAGUCCAGUUUGGGUUUAUUGCAGUGCAUGCUGGGACAAGUGGAGGCAGACCUUGACUUCUGUAGCCCUGAUACAGUCCCGACCUCAGAUCAGUGCCCCAAGAGGACCAAAGGCCUCACUGGGUUUUCUGUGGCUUUAGUUUCAACUUUAGGCAGACUUGUGCACAUCUUAAAGCAGAAUAAAGCAGAGAGUCAGAAAGCUGCUGUGGAGAGGGCACGAAUAGAAGGACAAUUAACAAAGCAACACAACUUGAUUGAGGCAUUAAAGGCAGAAAAUACAGCUUUGAGAGAUGAUACUGCAGCCCUGCAGUCUUGUCUGCAGCAGAGGAUUUCAGAGAUUGAAGAGAAAGUAGACACAGUGGUGUUGGUGAUUGGUAGUACUGAGAUGCCUUGUAUCACAACACAGGAGCCUGACAUCCCAACAGCAAGUUUGACUCAAGCUGAGAGAGACCAAACACACACAACACCCGUAGUUCUGCCACCACUCCCUCAACAGACCACAGACAACUGGCCUCAUGUAGCAGGCACUCUUAUAACCCCUCAACCCCACUCAAACCUCAGGCUGACUUCCACAUCACCACGUUCGUCUGUGAGCUCCAAAGUGUCUGCAAAGGCCAUGAUGGCGGAGAUAGAACAGCUCAGCAGACAGAACGAGCUGAUCAAGGCUCAGCUCGCUCAGGCCAAAGGUCUGACAUCAAUGUCUGCAAACAGCAGUUACCUGGAGGAGACGCGUUUGAGCUGUGGUAGUACCGACUCGCCUCAGAAUGGAGCAGGGCGAAGGGACUCCAAGUCCACACAGCCUCCUGCAAGUGAACAGGCAGACACAAGUGUCCUCAAUAUGAGUAGUGUGGAACAGCGCCUCCUGGAGUUGAACAGACAAAGUGCAGCUGCCAGAACUCGAUUACUCGACAUAAUUGACCAACAACAACACAUGGCAUCGGUCAAACUGUCCCCGUCUGUGUCCCCUGCCCCUCACUCAGCUCUCGGUUUGGUCACGGAUCGUAGAGCUAGUUCAGAAAUCUCUGUGCUGCAGGAGCACAUGCUGCCAACAAAACAGUCUGCUUCUAAUGAACCAUCACCUUCUCAAAGUCUUAGAAGUGAAGGAGCAAAGGAUAUUCAGAGUUCACCAGAGGGUUGGUUUUCUCUGUCAACUCAUCUCAGAUGA
Messenger RNA from Knipowitschia caucasica, 2052 nucleotides. NCBI's taxonomy places the organism in Eukaryota, Metazoa, Chordata, Actinopteri, Gobiiformes, Gobiidae. The record is from the annotation of a GenBank genome assembly.